Molecule: messenger RNA, 1168 nt
Organism: Stomoxys calcitrans (stable fly)
Lineage: Eukaryota; Metazoa; Arthropoda; Insecta; Diptera; Muscidae
Product: microtubule-associated protein RP/EB family member 1
Exons: 4
Coding region: 268-1083 (271 amino acids)
Biological process (GO): spindle assembly; regulation of microtubule polymerization or depolymerization; protein localization to microtubule plus-end
Cellular component (GO): spindle midzone; microtubule organizing center; microtubule plus-end
Molecular function (GO): microtubule plus-end binding
Source: RefSeq, a predicted model, not a curated record
CAUUUGCAGUGUUUUUCAUACGUACUUUUGCCGAAAAUAAGCAAGUCAAACAUACAACUCCGGCUGCAAAUUAAUUCGAAUCUAAACUUAUUACAGAACUUGGAGGUUUUAAUUUAGUUAUUAAUUAAAAUUAAAACAGUCUUCAAAAUUGCCAAAACGAUAUUAACUUUAUAAAUAUACUCAACAGAAAUAGCGGAAUAACGUAGCGGGUGGUGUCUACAACUUGCAUUUACAUUGUGAAUUUCUGUACGAGCAAAUUCAAGGGUUAUGCAUAAAACGGAGCUUAAGCCAACAGUGGCCUUGACGAGUGCCACCGUGGAAAAAAUGUCACGCCACGAAAUGCUGGAAUGGGUAAACAGCACUGUGCAUGGCCAACACAAGAAGAUCGAGGAGCUGUGCUCCGGUGUCGCCUACUGUCAAAUGAUGGAGUUGCUUUUUCCCAAUUGUAUUGGUUUGAAGAGGAUAAAAACCACUGCCAAACUGGAACAUGAAUUCCUAUACAACUUAAAACUUUUUCAAGCUGCCUUUAUAAAAUUGAAUUUUGACAAAUCUGUGCCUAUCGAUCGCCUGAUGAAGGCAAAAUUUCAGGAUAACUUUGAAUUUCUUCAGUGGUUUAAAAAAUUCUUCGAUACUCAUUCGGCCGGUAAGGAAAACUUAAGGGUUCCCGCAGCCCAUGCGGCCGCUGCACAGAAUGCACCAAAGCCCAUAAGAAAGCCUGGCGCCCAGACUCUCGGUACUGCAAAACCCUCUGCCACAAAACAAGAGCUUCUGAAGACUCCUAAAGGAACCCAGCCACACGAGGAAAGGCAAGUCUCACCAUCAUCCAUACAAACGCUACAGCAGACCCAAGUCCAAUUGGCCGAACAAAUCUUAACCACGGAACAUGAAAGGGACACAUACUAUAAGAAGCUGGCUGAAAUAGAAGCCAUCCUUAAUGCCUCGCUGCAAAACAAUGUUCAUAUGGAUUGGUGUAAUCGUGCUUUGACAAUACUUUAUGCAACAGAUGAUGGCCCAGCUACCUCUCCUGCAGAUGAAUUAGCCCACGAACACAUAGAAGGCAUUUCUUUGGAAACAGAUGUGUAGCCUUUGUUAAUAUUUUUCUUUUUGUAUUUUUCAUUAUUUCUCUGCAACUUUGAUAAAUAAAAUGGAAUAUUUAUUAUUAUCAUAA